Messenger RNA from Centruroides sculpturatus (bark scorpion), 3022 nucleotides. Its product is annotated as myotubularin-related protein 10-A-like. NCBI's taxonomy places the organism in Eukaryota, Metazoa, Arthropoda, Arachnida, Scorpiones, Buthidae. The transcript has 13 exons. Bases 47 to 2257 code for a protein of 736 amino acids. The record is from RefSeq and is a predicted model, not a curated record.
UUACUAUUUGUUUCAGUCGUCAGAUGAAAUUUCAUGCAAAAGAGCCAUGCCAAAUUUAUUGAAUGGAGAGAUGGUCAUAGCGCAAGCAGAAAAUGUCCUCAAAUUUAAUAUAAUGAGUGAGUUAAAAACGGGUAUUUCUGGAGAAUUAAUCUGUACUACAUUUAAGUUAAGUUUUGUUACUCCAGAAGAUAUUCCUUUGAAUCAGUACUAUUUGUUUCAGUCGUCAGAUGAAAUUUCAUGCAAAAGAGCCAUGCCAAAUUUAUUGAAUGGAGAGAUGGUCAUAGCGCAAGCAGAAAAUGUCCUCAAAUUUAAUAUAAUGAGUGAGUUAAAAACGGGUAUUUCUGGAGAAUUAAUCUGUACUACAUUUAAGUUAAGUUUUGUUACUCCAGAAGAUAUUCCUUUGAAUCAGCAUCAUCAGAAUAUAUUUUUGGGUGAAAAUGAUAUCUGCUUGAUUAAUAUUGACAGUAUAUUCCAUGUAUCAAAUGGUAGAAAGAAAAAAUUAUUACCAGGAAGUAUCAUUUCCAGUCAGAUAGAAAUAAUUGAAAUUCACUGCAAGGAUUUCCGCAUCUAUACUUUCAGCUUCAAGUUCUCUCCUAGCGGCUUCAAUAAACAGAUUAUCAAUGCUCUUCUUUAUCAUGCCUUCGUUCCAAAAGUGCAAUUAUUAUUUUUAUUUGAUUAUUUAGAACAUGAUAAAAAUGCUACAUCUAGUCCAAUACCAUUUUCACUUCCAAUAGACUGGGAGGCAGAAUUGACUCGUUGUUGUUGUUGUAGUGGUUGGAGAGUAACCCAAGUAAAUGAACGUUACCAAAUGUGUGAGAGUCUUCCAGAAUGUUUUGUGGUACCUGCCAAUCUUUUUGAUGCAGACAUAACUAAAGCUGCACCACAUUUUAUAGGUCACAGAGUUAUGGAUAAACGAGAACUAAUUGGAAUAAAAUGUUUAAUUCAGUUCAAAGUUCUCCUCCCAAGCAUGAUUGAAGCAGUCAGUUCAGCUCAUCCACAUCAGUAUCCUGCUCGUGUGAUUGAUGUUGAGUCAAACUGUCCCUCCAUUAGAGAAAUUCAAAACAGUUAUUUAAAGUUACGUGAAAUAUGUAUGCCAUCAACUCCACACGAAUUUUGGGAACAAGAUUCCCAUUAUCUUAGUGCUCUUGAAUCGUCACGAUGGCUUCAUCAUAUAUCAUCUUGUCUUCAGACAUCUUUACAAAUUGCUAUUACUUUGUGUCAAAAUAAGCAUUCAGUAAUUAUUCAAGAAAGAGAGAAUCGAGAUUUAAAUUGUGUCAUUUCAAGUUUAGUACAGAUUCUUCUAGAUCCUUAUUGUCGCACACAACAAGGUUUCCAACACCUAAUACAAAAAGAAUGGGUGGCUUUGGGCCACCCUUUUAUGGAAAGGUUGCAUCAUAUAAAUACCACUGAAAGUGAAGAGUCACCCGUAUUUCUUCUGUUUUUGGACUGUGUUUGGCAGUUAACACAACAGUGCCCUUCGUCAUUUGAAUUUUCAGAGACAUACCUCACAACAGUUUGGGAUAGUACUCACAUAAGUAUAUUUGAUACCUUCUUGUUCAAUUCACAAAAACAAUUGAAAGAAGCAUAUGCACAAAAUGGAAUAUCUGGAAGUCAUAGUGUGUGGAAUUGGUCACAACAAUUUCUACCACACAAUAUCAUGUUUUUUCGUAAUCCUUUAUACACGCUUAAUUCAUAUCAAAAAAUAACAGUUGCAAUUCCCCCGUUACAGACUAGACCUUGGUCUCUGAAUAGUGCGAGAGAUGCAAGGCGUAAUUCGCAAAAACGACCUUUAAGAAUAUCUUGUCACGAAAUGAAAUCUAAAAUUAGUUAUAUGACUCAAGAAAAUUUAUUAGAAAUUGAUCCUUAUAUUAAAUCAUUGAAAUUAUGGACUCAGUGUUAUUUGAGAUGGAUUCCACUUGCACAAAUUGUUGGUGGUGGCAUGCCUGUUCUUUAUCUUAAUAAUCUGAAAUUAUCAGAAGAGAUAAGGUCUUUGGAAAAUAUUAUAAAGUCACUUACUAGUAGAACGCGUCAGCAACAACUUCUGCACCAGACCCACCGAAGAAUUGCUUCGGACGAUUGUGUCUUUACUACAGAAGUCAAUUCCUGUAAGCUUAGGCAGGAUUCUUUUGUUAUUACAUCUUCGUUCCCAUUUUUGCCUCUUGGGCCGUGGAAUUCACAAAAUCUUCAUGCUGUACCAUCAAGUUCUUGCCUGCAAGUUGUCAGCUUUAGUUCUGAUGAAGAACUUUUAGAUGAGUGAGAAAAAUAAUUUUUUUAAGUUAGUAAUUUUGCAAAUUUUUAUACUUUGUUGAUAUUUUUUGAACUAUUUUUUUUUAAUUGCAAAAAAUAGUUGCAAAUCUAGUUAUUGCUUUUAUAAUGAUGGUUUUAUGUAAAUAGAUUUUAUAAAACUAAUGUCUUCCUACAAUAAAAGAUUAUUUUUCUUUUGCAACAAACCUAAUUUCAGAAACUAUAUUUUUAUUGUUAUACAUUUGAAAGUAAAUAACUUAAAAUUUGUAUAUAUUGUGCAAAUAUAAUUUACUAUUGUAUAAUUAUCUAUAUUUAUGACAAUUUAAUUGAUAUUUAAAAAAAAUUUAUUAAUGAAACUAAAUACUACUUUAAAAGUAUGUUAAUGUAUUAAUUCUGAGUUGUCAUCCACCCCAUACCUCAGAAGUAUGCUAUUGUAUUUGUAAUCGUACGCUCGUAAACAUAAAGACACACGGCGAGUCGUCGCGGUCCAAACCGUGAAUGGUGGAAUUCGAGAACAUUUAGUCCAUUGCAACAAACUUGAAUUUUUAAAGUGUGAUCAUACCAAAUUUGUUAUUGACAUACGAAUGCCAAAUAUUUGAAUUAAUCAAUUUUUACAACACACUAUGUAUCUCAUAUAUUAGAAUAGAUCAGACCAUCAUUCCAAACAAAAGAUUUGCUUAUUUUAAGAUAAAAAUUGUGAGAAACUUCUAUUUUGAAAAGAAAUGUUAUUUUAUAAAAAUCAAAAAUAUACAUAUUUUGCUUGUUUUUGACCAUUAAU